UUUUUACGGACUUUCAGACAUUGAUUCCGACGUGACCGAUUUUGACCCCAACAAUAAUCUGCAAUAAGAUAAAACAAUACUUAUUACUGUAUAUCAUACUAACAAACCUAUACCUAGACGACUAAGGGACCCCGUAUUCCAGACCAAUCAAGUAAUAAACCGGCCAAUUCCGAGAGAAGCUUACCAUAACGAUCUCCCCUGAGAUCACAGGCCGCUUCAAACUCCUCGUAACCAUAGAAUCGGAACCGGUCUUCAGGAAACGGAACCGGACUGUUCUCGAGAACGGAGAGCACACAAUUCCAUGUGAAAGCAAUGGUCACGUCUGGCUCAGCAACUCGGUACACACUCUUGCUUUUAGAUCCAUAAAAGUUAUUAAGCCAGUAGACGGAACCAGCGAACAUAUGAGGCAAAUAGGUCUCGAUCCUGUUUGGUGAGAUGAACCCUUGGAUCACAGUACCCUGAUGAUAACAAAAAACAAAAGCAACGAAUGGUAGUAUUUGAUCGAACAAGCAAUACCAAUACAAAAUCAUAAAUGUCGGAUUAUACAUGUUCGUCAAUCAGAAGCAUUUCAAGACCAAAAAGGACCUUCGUGAGUGUGUUCCGAGCCUCCCAAAAAUGUAUCAGACGAAACCUUAGCUCGCCUUCUUGUGGUCCGAACUUGACAUCUUUGAAGAACAAUAUUUCGUCUGAGGCGGAGACGACAGCUUUGCCGUUUAGUUUCUUGGAAUUUGGAACGUCAGUGACAGCGAUAGCGAGAGAGACUCCGUGUUGACGAGCUCGUUUGACCGGAUCGGCGGAGGAGACAACGACCUUGUCGUUUGGUUUCUUGGACUUCAAAUCGCCGGAGAUAGCUGUAGGGAGAGAAUCUUCGGGUUGGCCGGCACAUUUGGCAGGAUCUGCGGAGGAGACAACGGCUUUGCCGUUUUGCUUCUUGGACUUCGAAUCGCCGGAGGCAGCUGUAGCGAGAGAGACUCCGGCUUGACCGACUCGUUUGACCGGCUCGGCGGAGGAGACAACGUCUUUUCCGUUUGGUUUCGUCGCGGGAACAUCGCCGAAAAUAGGUGUUUGGCUGUUGGAAUUCAUGGUUUGAGAUAUUUGUGUGUGUAACUAAUCUGGAGAAAAUACGAAGGUUAUAUAGAAAUCGGAAAGGGGAUAGGCGAAAGAACACAUUAAUGAGUUAUCCAGAGGAUUCAUUGCACACUCAUGAAUACGGUGCCGAUUGAUCGAUCCAUGGAGAAAGGAGAAACGACGAAGAGAGGAGUCGUCGAAGAGAAUAAUCGCUGCACCGUUUUAGGGUUGGCAAGCGAAGCGCUGAGAGGAGACUGAUAUUGGGCUACACACGAGGUUGGGUUUUCUUUUAUUUUGAACGAAUCAAUUAAAAAAUAGAAGCCCAAGAUCAGCCCAAGUUUGUUUGACGUGGACAAACGAACAAAUCCCAUUGGUCGAUUUUAUCUGUCGACGUGAGGACCUCUCCGUUGAGGAUAUUCAGCUUUUAGUUAUUGUAUGAUAGAUAUGAGAUUUAAAAUAUACAACAAAAAGUAGGUAAGAAAUAUGUAUGUAAUUAUUGACAUGAACUACAUUGAAGCAAGGAAGAGACACGUUUGUGUCUCAUUGUAAAACCGAUAAACCCAAGGAAGCAAAAUUUCCUAGCUAUGAUGUUGGCCUUUCCUCGUCUGUGGGGCGUUCUAUACUCACUGCAUUAUGACUCUGUAGGUAAAUUUUGUGAUUGUAAAGCAUGGUGGGAGUAAAUCAGAUAGAUAAUAAACUUCUAGGUAUCGCGAAUAUAAAGUUGAAAAUAAAGGAUCAAAGCAGAAACUAAAGUAAAUAUAUAAAACCGUAAUUUGACUACCGAAGCUGUCGCGGACUAAACCUAGUACUCUCUCUCUCUUCCUUCUCCUCUGCCUCUCGAACGUACCAGUUAACAACAAUGUCGAUCCCUUGUCUCACAGAAGAAACUGCCAAAACUGUUCUCCGUCAGGUGGAGUUCUACUUCAGUGAUAGUAACCUUCCCAUUGAUGAUUUCUUGAAGAAGACAGUUACACAGAGUGAAGAUGGAUUGGUUAGUUUGGCGUUGAUAUGUUCAUUCAGUAAGAUGAGAGGAUACUUGAAGUUGGGUGAUUCCAAAGGAGAUGAGAUUCCUGAAGAUACCAUCAAAGCUGUUGCUGAUACUCUUCGUACCUCUAAGGCUCUCAAGGUUUCUGAAGAUGGGCAAAAGGUUGGUAGGAGUACAGAGAUGUUGAAGCUAGGGGAUUUGAUUGAACAACUUAAUGCUAGGACUGUUGCUGCUUCACCUUUCUCCUUUGAUGUUAAAAGGGAUGACGUGGAAGCUUUUUUCAGUCAGUAUGGAAAGGUUAAUAGUGUGAGGCUGCCUCGCCAUGUUGCAGAGACGAGAGUGUUUUGUGGCGUUGUCUUGGUAGAGUUCCCUACAGAAGAGGAUGCCCAGAAUGUUAUCAAGCAAAAGUUGGUCUUUGCUGGUCUUGACUUGGACAUGAAACCAAAGAAAGAGUUUGAUGAUGAAAGGGAGAAAGAUGAAGAGAAGUUUGCUGACUACCGUCCUCAAAAGGGUUCUGCAAAUCAGAAGAACGGCUCUGAUCAUAAGAGCGGUUCUGAUUAUGAGGCAAAUUAUCCCAAAGGUUUGAUCAUUUCAUUCACUCUAAAGCGCUCAGAUGAAGAAGGUACCACAGAAGAGAAGAGUUCUGAAGAGCCAACUGCUAAGACAAUGGAUGAAAAUGAAUCAAAGCCUGCGGAUACAGAAAACACUGAUCAGGUUCAGGGACAAGGAACAGAGGGUGAAGAUGAAGAGGAGUCUCUUGACUCUCCAACUAAGAAUGGAGAGAGAGAAGAAAAGGGUGCUCUAGCUACCCAUAAAGAUAAUAAAGAAGUUGUAUUGCGUGAAGAUCUUAAGGCCGUGUUUGGAAAAUUCGGUGAUGUCAAGUUUGUGGACUUCAAAAUGGGAGCAGAAACGGGUUACCUUAGGUUUGAUGAACCAGAAGCAUCCCAGAAAGCCCGUGCAGCAGCAGUAUUAGCUAAAGAAGGUGGACUAUCCGUGAAGAAUUUCAUAGCUGUCCUAGAACCUCUCACCGGCGAAGCUGAAAAGGAGUACUGGGGUCUCCUUCGCAGCAAAGACAAGGGUGGCCGUGGAGGAAGGGGAGGAAAACGAGGAGGAGGAGGGAGAUUCGGGAGAAAGAGGGGAUGUGAUUCACCGGGUGGUCGCUGGAACAAAGCUCAGAAGGUGGAAGCAUGAUGGUUGACGACACUCUUUCUAGUCUCUCUUUGUAGCUAGUGACUUACUUGUGUCUGCCUUUUAAUAUAUAUUUUGUGGUUGCGACUUUAUCUAAGUAUACAACCGCGCCGACGAAACCUUUAUUAUCUACUUGUGACUUGCUGGCGAUAUGCUAUGACUAGAAACCAAGCAGCAAAUUUUGUAGUAGUAGUUGCUAUAUUUGGCAAAGUUUUGCAUAAAAUCCAUAUCUGGUUUCGUUUAAAUAUCUUUGGAAAGAAUGCUUGUUUACU
Brassica napus (rape) is the source of this 3513-nucleotide messenger RNA. RefSeq names its product la protein 1. Gene Ontology annotation, molecular function: mRNA binding. Gene Ontology annotation, cellular component: nucleus. The transcript has 10 exons. Lineage: Eukaryota; Viridiplantae; Streptophyta; Magnoliopsida; Brassicales; Brassicaceae. Gene Ontology annotation, biological process: RNA processing. The record is from RefSeq and is a predicted model, not a curated record. Bases 1928 to 3244 code for a protein of 438 amino acids.